AUGAUAGCUCAACUCCUACUGCUACUACUAUUCAUCUACUACAUAGCCAACGAAUUCUACCUAAAACGCAAAAAUCUACCCCCAGGGCCAACACCCCUACCCAUAAUAGGAAACCUACUCUCAUUGUACAACCAAACCCGCUGGGAACACAAAUUCAUUGAAUGGAAGAACAAAUAUGGCCCAAUAUACACCUACUGGAUGGGUAAUUUACCGUUCGUUUCUAUCAACGACCAUAAGCUGGCGUACAAGGUUUUUGUCAAAAAUGGCGCCAAUUUUGAAAAUCGCCUAGAUUCGAAAUUCAUUUUGAAGUAUUUGGGAAAUGAGGACAAGAUCAAAAUGCCAAUAGAAGUACCACAGAAGCAGAGGAAGUUCGCGGUUUCGGUCUUUAGGCAAUUUGGAUUUGGCACUCGGCAAAUUGAGGAAAAUGUAAGAAUUUUUUAAAAUUUUUUUAAAUAAAAAAAAAUUUUUUUAAUACUUUUUUUUUAUUUUUAAUGUGCUUAAAGACCUUUUUUAUAUGUUUUUGCCUAUUUUUUAAAAUCAAAUAUUUGAAUUUCAAAUUUCCCGCCAAAAUUUGGCAUUCUGUUUUCUGGCCUAUUUUCCCUAAACUUACCCAGAAAAUUUAAAACCUACAAAAACUUUUUCAAAAAUGACGUUUGCAAGCUGUAAAUUACUUUCCAAUCACUAAUUAUUAACCAAUUAACCAAGCCACACCCUGGAACACCCUUAAACCUUAGCUGACAUUUAAAAGCUGUCAAUUUAGCGCAAAAAUGUAUAAGUUCAAAAAAAUUAUUGAAGAUAAAGUUGUCAAAUUAACGAUGAUUAACAGUUUUUUUAUUUUUUUUACUGAUUAGGUUUGAAAUUAUGGGUGUGGCAAUACAAUGUAUAAUAAGCAAACUAUUAUUCAUAAUUUUACUGGUAUUGAUAAACUAAAUUGUUAGGAAAAACCUGUGGUUUGAUAAUGAUAAAUUUGUGUUUAGUAGUCGGGGUUGAGCAAAAGGCAGGGCACAGAACUAAAUCGUACAAUUGCAAGAGCACAGGGGAGGGCACGAAAAUCCUCCAUGCCAUGUCCUUUUAUGUAGCCUGUUUGUGUUACGAUAGCUUUCUCUAUAUACAUUUAAAAUAUUUUUUCUAGAAUUACAUAACAUUAUUUUCAGAUUCUAACUCAAAUUCAAUUCAUGUUUGGCAAAAUAAACCAAGGUUUGAGUUGCGGUGUAGAAGAAGUGGCACUUCAUAUUCAUACGGACUUGGCGGUGGGCUCAUUGAUCAGUGAAAUUAUUUGUGGCUACAAAGCAGACUGUCCUGUAAGUUUCUUUAAUGUUUUUUAUCAACUAACAGAACAAGCUAAGCAGCCAGUAUCUUAAAACUUAAACAAGCGGAACAAGCUAACCAGCCGAUAGCUUACAAACUUAGAACAAGUUAUCCAGCCAGUAUCUUAAACCUAAAAAAAUUGCAAUGAAAUUUAAUAGCAUUGUCAUCAUUCCUCUAUCCUUCCAGGCCAAUGAAAAACGUCUCCUCCACAUCAAAGAACAAACCGCUCGAGUAUCUAGUACUUCAACUAACUUAUGGAGUAACCUCAUCUUCUCCUACCCAUGGGUGCUUAACAUCCCAUUUGUGGCUAACGCCGGCAGAGAAGCGGCUUCAAUCUACGGUGAAAUACUCGAUUUCAUGGAAGAACAAGUCAACCUCCAUCUAAAACAAAACGAUUACACUGAAGACUACGAAGCUACAGACUUUGUCAACGCCUUUUUAGUCGAAAAGAAACGACAAGAAAACCUAGGCAAUGAUGUUAGUGAAUACACCGUAGAACAACUAAAAUCCAUGUGUUUUAACUUGUGGGUAGCCGGUCAAGAAACUACCAGUCUUACUAUAACAUGGGCUAUCGCGUUUAUUCUACGGCAUCCAGAAGUUCAGGAAAAGAUACAUGAAGAGCUAGAUUCUGUUCAUGGCUCAGAGAAAAUGAUUACGAUUGGUGAUAAACCAUUGUUGUCGUAUUGUAAUGCAGUCGUUUUUGAGGCCAUACGAUGUGCUAACUUGUUGGGGCAGAAUUUGACUCGAGUUGCUAAUGAUGACAUUGAAAUUGAAGGGUAUUUGAUUAAGAAAGGCACCGUGGUUUUCCCUCAAGUUUCUGUGAUUUUGCAAGAUGAAAAGGUAAUUUUUAAAAUUGCUUAUAUAAACUGAAGUUAUCAAAAAUUAGUGCUCUAAAUCUUUUUUUUUCUGGUUUUCAACUUUUAAUUUUUAACGAUUCAAGCCUAAUGCAAAUUUUAAACGUUAUGUUCUUUUAGGCCUUCCCAGAGCCCCAAAAAUUCAACCCAUCGCGGUUUUUGGAUGAAAAUGAAAAUCUGAAAAACACGUCAGAAUUUAUUCCAUUUUCACUUGGCCGUCGUAUGUGUAUUGGGGAGUCUUUGGCUAAAAUGGAGCUCUUUUUAAUCAUUGCAAAUUUGUUCAACCAGUAUAAGAUAAUGCCUGGUAAAGUAAUGCCUUCAGCUCGAAAAACCAGCGGCAACUCAACCGAUACUGAGCCUUAUUCUUGUCGGUUGGAAAAGAGGUGGUAA
Bursaphelenchus okinawaensis is the source of this 2552-nucleotide messenger RNA. The record is from the annotation of a GenBank genome assembly. NCBI's taxonomy places the organism in Eukaryota, Metazoa, Nematoda, Chromadorea, Rhabditida, Aphelenchoididae.